Messenger RNA from Archocentrus centrarchus (flier cichlid), 1137 nucleotides. RefSeq names its product chemokine-like receptor 1. Gene Ontology annotation, cellular component: plasma membrane. The record is from RefSeq and is a predicted model, not a curated record. Gene Ontology annotation, molecular function: G protein-coupled receptor activity; complement receptor activity. NCBI's taxonomy places the organism in Eukaryota, Metazoa, Chordata, Actinopteri, Cichliformes, Cichlidae. Gene Ontology annotation, biological process: phospholipase C-activating G protein-coupled receptor signaling pathway; inflammatory response; positive regulation of cytosolic calcium ion concentration. The annotation marks the transcript as partial. The transcript has a single exon.
GUAGAUAACAUCAGUUGCACCGAAGAUCAAUCUUCUGCACUUGAUGCAGCUUCCAGACACAUCCAAACAGCCUCCAUUGUCAUCUACUGUGUGAUAUUUAUAGUUGGAACUCUGGGCAACGGUCUGGUCAUCUAUGUGACAGGCUUCAAAAUGCAGAAAACAGUUGACUCAGUUUGGUUUCUCAACCUGGCCAUAGCUGACUUCCUCUUCACAACCUUCCUGAUUUUCUCGAUCAUUUCUCUCUCUCAGAAUCACCAGUGGCCUUUUGGAGAAUUCAUGUGCAAGCUCAACACCUUUGUGAGUGUAGUCAACAUGUUUGCCAGUAUCUUCACUCUGACAGCCAUGAGUCUGGAUCGUUGCUUGUCCAUCUGGGUGGUGGUGUGGGCGCACAACAAGCGCACAGUCUGCAAAGCUCAGCUCAUAUCAGCUGGUAUCUGGGUGAUUGCUGCGGUCUGCAGCACCCCUUAUGCCACUUUUCGCACUGUUUUGGAACGCAAUGGGAAGAAGAACUGUUAUUAUUUUACAAGCAGUGAAAACAAAUGGAGUCUCUACACUUUUCGCUUUGUUAUAGGUUUUCUGAUCCCAUUCCUGGUAAUAUUUAUCUCUUAUGUGGCCAUAGGCAUCCGUGCAAUGCGCAUGCCAAGAACAAGGAAACAGAGGUCUCGCAGAAUCAUUUUCUCCAUCAUUUUUGCAUUCUUCAUGUGCUGGUUGCCAUUCCAUAUUUUCAAUUUUAUAGAAUUGAAGGCUAGGACUAACUCAGACCUCUGCAGCAUUGUUAAAAUCUGGGGUCCUCUGACUGUGAGUCUGGCUUUUUUGAACAGCUGCCUGAACCCCAUCCUCUAUGUUUUCAUGUGUGAAGAAUUCCAGAAGAAGCUUCAGAAAUCCAUAUGUUUUUUGUUAAUGAGUGCCCUGGCAGAGGACCAUGUGUUAUUUAUGUCCACUCGCUCCGUGUCAUCGAACCUUUCAAAGACUUCCCGAAAGUCAGACACUGCCGUGACUUCAGAGAGGAUCAGCCCAGCUGCUUCCAAAUCCUUCACAGAAAGCAAAGUUAUCAUCACUGAAGAGACACUGAGCGCUGAACAAGACCUCAGCAACAGGCAAUGUAAACUGAAAUGUUUAUCUCAAAUUGUUUCAUAG